Messenger RNA from Paramacrobiotus metropolitanus, 1157 nucleotides. RefSeq lists its product as uncharacterized. Bases 144 to 824 code for a protein of 226 amino acids. NCBI's taxonomy places the organism in Eukaryota, Metazoa, Tardigrada, Eutardigrada, Parachela, Macrobiotidae. The transcript has 2 exons. The record is from RefSeq and is a predicted model, not a curated record.
CAGUGCUUAUAAAUUCUUUACCGUUGAAGUUAUCGUGCAUAAUCAAACCGCCAACAAAUCUCUUCACUGUAUUUAAUUUUCGCAGUAUUUUUUCUUGUUGCAAAUCGCACACCUACUGUAUUCCACCGGCUGAUCGCGUCACAAUGACCGCCGUGGAUCGCGUCAACACGGACGCGCUGAUCGGUAGCGUGCGCUCCAGCAUGCUGAUCACCAUGGGCUCACAGGCGACGCUGGCGCUCAUCGCCGGGAUUCUCAUUCACAGCCUCGCUCCAACCCUGAUAGAAGAGACCAUCGCACUGGGCAUCUGGUUCCUGGGCGGCCUCAUGUACGUGUUCGUCGUGGGCGCGGCCGUCUGGGCCUACCGCCUGCACACCACCCGCCAUCUCAUCGUCGCCCCACCCUCCGACCUGGACGCCAUCCUGCAGUUCGACAGCGGCCAGGACACCCGCAAAAAAACCAUUCUUCGCCACUUCCGCGGCUACACGUACUCCUGCUGCGGCCUCCUGGCCGUCGGGUCCUUCCUAGCGGCGCUAAGCGACCUGCCAAACGCCAUCAACGCUGAGCGCUUGGACUUGCUCAAAUGGCCUAUUAUCUUCGGAUUAGUAGCGUUCGGGCCGCUGCUCAUCUUUUUCAUCUACAAUAUGCUGGCGGGGAACCGCUAUGAAGAGCGCAUGAAAAGCCGGAGCGUCUUUGAAGGGGAACGCCGGCGGGGCCUGGCAGCGGUGGACGGGGACGGACCGGUGCGGUUCGAAGGACUGCCUGCGAUCGGGGCGCCGACGGAGAGUGCCGAUCAGGCACUGGAUACGGUGCUGCGGAAUAACUGAGCUAGAACCGUGUUGCGGCAGAGAAGAAUUAAUUCAGAGUGUACAGAAAGAAAGAACUGGCGCGUGAUUUUCAUUCGACUUUGGGAUCGGUUGAAAGGAUUUUAUGCAGCUGUACUUGAUGGAAAAAUUUUGGAAUUAUUAGUCGAGUUUCAUUAGCAUAAUAGCAUUUAUAUUCGUUUAGUGACCUUUGAAAGCACAUGCAGUAUUUUUGCACUACGUACUGUAGUUGAAUAAUGUUUACGGAAAUGUGGAUGGAAUGGCCCUUGUCCGUUCAUGACGUUGUCUAAAGUUGCGGUUAUGAAAUUUCUUAUGGUCAAUAAUUUCUUAAGUUAA